Molecule: messenger RNA, 1383 nt
Organism: Elaeis guineensis (African oil palm)
Lineage: Eukaryota; Viridiplantae; Streptophyta; Magnoliopsida; Arecales; Arecaceae
Product: WAT1-related protein At4g08290
Cellular component (GO): membrane
Molecular function (GO): transmembrane transporter activity
Source: RefSeq, a predicted model, not a curated record
AUUUUGGUCCACUCACCAGCGCUUGCACUUACCGUAUCGAUUCCUAGCCAGCCAGCGUCGGCUCCCAUCGCCCAACGCUUCUUGCGGAGGGAAGCCUGGAGCCAGCGAAAAAUAGCAGCAGCCAUGUCCAUGGGUGAGCUUGGAUCCGCCGUGGAGGCCACCGCGCCCUACGUGGUGAUGACCUUGAGGCAGCUUGCUCUAGCCGUGCUCUUGGUCAUCCUCCAGUCCGUCCUCGACCCCUCCCUCGGUGUCAGUGCCGUCGUCAUUGUCGUCUACGAGCAGCUCGUCUCCAUCCUCAUCCUCUGCUCUCUCGCCCUCCUCUUCGACCGAGGCAGACGCCCCAAGCCCUCCUUUCAAAUCCUCUCCUGGGCCUUCUUCAUCGGCUUCUUACAGAUCCCGGUGGGGGAGCUGAUGUUCACGGCGAGCCUCCGUUACAUAACGGCGACGUUCCAGAGCGUGGCGAUGAACCUGAUCCCGGCGGUGGUCUUCGUCCUGGCGGUGGCGUGUCGGCAGGAACGCUUCUCCGGCAGCGCGCGCAGCCUGGCCAAGCUCUGUGGGGUCCUCGUCUCCACCGCGGGCGCCAUCCUGGUUGUCUUCUCGCUCUCGUCCAGCCAGGAUGACGACCCCUCGGCCGGCAGCGGCGAUGGCCGGUUCAUCGGCUCGCUGAUGGUGGGGUUCGCAAUUCUUGGCGUCGCGACCGCGAAUCUUUUCGUGGAAAGGGUGGCGGCGAAGUAUCCAGCAGAUCUUACAUUGGCAGCUAUGAUGAACCUCUUCGGGACCUUCCAGACACUGAUGGUGGCAGCUGUCGUGGAGAGAAACCCUUCAUCAUGGAGGAUUAAGUGGGAUGGAAGCCUGCAGCUCCUUGCAAUCCUUUAUGGGGGAACGGUGGUAACAGGACUAUCAUACUUGGCUUUGAAUUGGUGCAUUCACAAGAAAGGCCCUGUUUUUGCGACAGCUUUCUCUCCUCUGCUCGUCAUCUUCUCAUUUCUUAUUCAGACACUUGUCCUGGGAGUUGCAGCCAAGCAUGAAAGCAUUAUUGGAGCAGUAUUGGUUGUUGGUGGUCUCUAUCUUCUCCUGUGGGCAAAAUCUAAAGAUUAUCAAAUCCAAAAGAUGGAUGUGGGAGGCCAGACUCAUCUAAUUGAAGAUUCAAUUGCAGAACCGAUGCUGCUGAACAAAGCUUGACAACGAUGAUGGGUGUUUGGAGGUCCCUGUGGAUCUUCAAAGCACGUUUGCAGGUCAUCAAAAUGUGGCUUGCUUUUCUAGAUGUAUAACAUUAUUGUUAUCGAGAAUCCUGUCUAGUCCUAAUAGCAACAUGUCCGAUAUCAUGGGGAUUUGAUCAUUGUGAGCAACUAUCGAGACCACUGAUUGUUGUCUGUAUUCUAU